UUGGUUCAUUUUCUGUUUUUCCAUUUUCCAGGUAAAAAAUGGCGUUCGCUGACACCGCAAGACAGGCGACCGUUCGUGGAGGAGGCUGAGAGGUUGAGGGUUAUCCAUAUGACGGAGCACCCCAACUACAAGUACCGGCCUCGGCGACGGAAACAGAACAAGACGAGGCCGAACCAGCCUUCGACGCCAGCUAAUGCGCCCGCCGCCUCCGCUGCCCUUGGGUCCCCAUACGCAGCCGCCUCCGAUUCCCCAGACACUAGAUUCUCUCACAACCCUGGCGCUGGCUUCUCUCCUUAUCGCACCUCGCCGCUAGCCUCCGACUCUUUCCAAUCCAACCAGUUCAACGGCCACGUCCAAACCCCGGAAUCGUCUCCAGCGAGGUCCCCUGAGCCUCAAGGACGGAGGUCCGCGCCCGCCGAAGCCCCCCUGCCCACCCCAGAUGCCUCGCCCGUCGAAAACGAAAAGGAAAACUUUCAGUACGAGGAAAGGCGAAGAGCCAUCAACGCCUCCUCCCUCUCAGACUCAUAUUCUCCAUACAAACCUUACCGGACACCGGGUUCCUUCUCGCCCGCACCCGUCGCAGCCAUGGGAAUGGCCAAUGGAAUGUACGUCAUGUGCACGCAGAGGACCCUCGCAGAACAAUCGCCCCUCGUCACUGGGACCUUCUUUCCUCCAGUAGCCACUUCUCAAGACCAGCAGACGCUUGGCACGACUACACCAAGAGUGUCAUCAGCCCCAAGUGGCCCGAUGCAAUCUGAAUACAGCAUCCAGUAUCAUCCAUAUGAGCAGUACGAGCAAAUGUAUAAAACUGAGGACUCAUACGUGUCGCACUACUCUGAGCAGCCUAAAACCGAGUACGACACGGGUGGCUCUUACUUCUCUGAGGAGCCGCCUUCCAAUCAGGGUCAAGAACCGGAGCAGUACAUGAGUUCCCGUCCGGAGAUUAGGACAGGGUCGCCGGAGUCUGACGUGGACGCCCGGGAGUUUGAUAAAUAUUUGGAUUAUGGAGCUGAAGGUGGGCCGAUGGAACAGCAUCAGCAUCAGCAGCAGUAUAGAUACGAGCAGCAGCAGCAGCAACAGCAGGGCUACAGGCCCCCGUACUGCCCUGAACAAGGCCCCGGGCCUGAGUACUGCUCUGAACGGAUGUACCCGUCCCCUUACGCUUCUGUGAUCUCCGGGGCCCCGCCGGCAGGGCCCUACCCCCCCGCGCCCCCGGGGACCGACGUCAGGCCCGAAGACGAGUUCAGCGUGAUCCUCGCGGGCGUCCGACAGACCUGCUACAGCAAUUGACUAAGGACUGAUGAACUAGGAUCUUAGGACACUUCCUAGAUAUGGCCCAAAGAAUUUGACAUGACUAUUGAAAAUUGUAUUUUAAUCCAUUGAGUCCUAUAGUAACACCAGUGCUUGUAUUAAUAUUCAUAGGUGAAUACUUGUUUAUUAAAUUGAAAUUAAGGUAUUUUUAUGGAAUAAUAUUGUUGAAUUGACGAACAAUUGAUUGUAUGUACGAAUUGUGAUGAAAUGUUAGUUAAAAUUAAAUCAUGAUCAAUUGUAAGACUUGAUAUGAUAUUAUGUAAUAAAUAAAGGCUGUUAUCGCUUGUAUAUCUAAAACUGAAUGUAUUGGUGCUAUGUACGAAGGUCCUAUUAAAAACUGGUAAAUAAAACGUUUUUUCCAAAACGGUAUACCAUAGAGAUAGCAGAUUAGCGAUUCCUAUUAAAACAAUUAUUUAUUUGUAACUAUUUUUGUAUAUUACGUAGAUAAAAUUAACAAACAAAAAAAUCAAAAUAAAUGAAUAUUAGCUCUUCCAUGAAGCCUGUAGAUAUAGUGUAGGUUUUAUUUUUAUAACAAUUCUAGAUAUAAAGUUAUUUGUAUAAAUUGUAAUUGUUGAUUAAAAUAUCUCAUAGCAAUAUUGUACUAAAUGUUUAGUUAUUGUGUUUAGUGUACUUUGAAAUUUUAGUUAUUUAGCAUAAAACACUCGCACUGCGAAACUUUAGUUCUUCCUAAUUU
Messenger RNA from Ostrinia furnacalis (Asian corn borer), 2005 nucleotides. It is a transcript of the gene Sox15, whose product is annotated as Sox box protein 15. The coding region runs from base 109 to 1290 and encodes 393 amino acids. The transcript has a single exon. The record is from RefSeq and is a predicted model, not a curated record. NCBI's taxonomy places the organism in Eukaryota, Metazoa, Arthropoda, Insecta, Lepidoptera, Crambidae.